Messenger RNA from Triplophysa dalaica, 883 nucleotides. RefSeq lists its product as uncharacterized. The record is from RefSeq and is a predicted model, not a curated record. The transcript is spliced from 9 exons. Bases 1 to 669 code for a protein of 222 amino acids. Lineage: Eukaryota; Metazoa; Chordata; Actinopteri; Cypriniformes; Nemacheilidae.
AUGCCACACAAGACAACGUGGAGUACUAAUGUAAAAUUUUGUUUUGUCUUUUUUCCUCCAAUUCUUUUUGAUCAGAUUGUUCCCCGUAAAAAGGGAAAGUGGAAAAAGAGGCUAAAAGUGGUCAAAGAUUUCUUUUGUGAGCCAGUUAUCCUCGACUGCUCAUGUGAGGAGUGUAAGCUAAAAGAAUCUUCUGAGAUCAAGUCCAAGAUUAUUGAUGAAGAAUCUGAGGUGUACGUCACAGCGCUAACCAGCUUGACGUCACUUGUUGAAGAUAACACACAAGACACCGUGGAGGUUUUCUUCGACUGCUUAAGCGAGUUGUGUAGUCCUGAAGCAUCUCCUGAGCUCGACUCCCAGAGCAUUGAUGAAGAAUCCGAGGUGUACGUCACAGCGCAAACAAGCUUGAUCAAACUUGUCGAAGUCAAUGCCACACAAGACAACGUGGAGAUUGUUCCCCGUAAAAAGGGAAAGUGGAAAAAGAGGCUAAAAGUGGUCAAAGAUUUCUUUUGUGAGCCAGUUAUCCUCGACUGCUCAUGUGAGGAGUGUAAGCUAAAAGAAUCUUCUGAGAUCAAGUCCAAGAUUAUUGAUGAAGAAUCUGAGGUGUACGUCACAGCACAGACAAGCUUGACGUCACUUGUUGAAGAUAACACACAAGACACCGAGGAGUGACGCAGAGCAGCGGACUUCUCCCUUCUGAUGGCGGAUCCCCCUCGGUGAGUGGACUCUUCCUCAGUGGCGGAUUUCUCCUCAGAAGCGCAGACUUCUCCUGGGCGUCUCGGCAGCGAGCUAUAGAUUUAGAAAAGCAGGUCUUUUUCAGGACAAAUAUUCUCACAGUUUCCACUCUCAUCCAGGAGGGAGGACGGACACAACGGCUACCCCGGGU